Molecule: messenger RNA, 592 nt
Organism: Ruditapes philippinarum (Manila clam)
Lineage: Eukaryota; Metazoa; Mollusca; Bivalvia; Venerida; Veneridae
Product: endoprotease bli-like
Exons: 4
Coding region: 87-416 (109 amino acids)
Biological process (GO): protein processing
Cellular component (GO): trans-Golgi network; Golgi membrane
Molecular function (GO): serine-type endopeptidase activity
Source: RefSeq, a predicted model, not a curated record
GAGGGUCAAUACCCUAUGAUACAAUUAUAGACACAAGUGUUCUGACAUCUGGUUUAAGGGACGGAAACAAUAUUUCAGCACCAUCAAUGGUAACAACAUCCCAAGGAAAUAAAUGCGUUAAGGAUUUUAACGGUCUUUCAGCGGCGGUAGCUCAAGUUUCCGGUAUAAUAGCUUUAGGAAUACAGGCAAACCCAAACCUUACCUUAAGAGAUGUACAACAUAUAUUGGUGAAAGCCUCAGACGUUGAACAUUUGGAAAAGAAAAUAGUAUUCUCGACAAAUGGAGCAUCCUUAAAAUUUCAUAACAUUUUUGGUUUCGGUCUGCUCAAUGCUGGUAAAUUUGUGGAACUGGCUUUGAAUCACAAGACAAGUCCAGCACUUUUAUCCCGGAAUACGGUUCCGUACAAUAGAAGGUAGCACUGGAUAUAAUCAUUUUCAGAAAAUAGUCAAGAGCAUGACAAAGAAUCCAUUAAUGUAUUUAGACAUUUCAUUAGGUAAAUUCUAACAGGCUCUCUUUGGCAGUCAAUAAACGUACUUUACAGGUUUGCUUUUUCAAGACAUUUCUUUAUGACAGAAAAUCAUGUAGGUUCGUC